AAGGCACCACUCUACUCACGCAGUUCCAGAGUGGAGGAAAAAACAGUAGGAGAAGGAGUAAUGCUAGUUUACCACUUUAAGUAACUUUUUACUCCACAAGACUCAACGUGGUUCGUCGUGGAUAUAUCCGGAGUUUAAUUAAUGUGCUUGAAAAAGAUAUUAGAGUGCUGAACGGCAGUCUGCCCGCGGGCUGAAGUUACCCUGCUCCGGCUAACUUAGCCUGUUGUCGUUAGCACCAAAAGGACAAAAAAAGCAGGCUGGUGGAGAAGAAGUUACCGCUCAAAGUGGACUCGGAUACUUAAUAAUGUCGCCACCCGGGGUAAGCUUCACAGACGGAUGAGAACGGUAUUGGCCACGGAAGAACACCGAGGAGGACAGCGAGCCAGACGACCACCGCUAUGUCGGGGCGGACUCCCGGCGCUGAGAGCCGCGGCUGGCCGCACUCGGUGCCGUGGAGGCUCGGAGGCUUCUUCUUCCUCCUGUUGCUCGAAGGCUCCGGCUGCUUGUCCAACCCAGGCGGCGACAACAGCAACGAUCAGCCCAGUGUCAACGUCUACAUGAGUGUGGAUGAGGUCAAGAAGCUUUUGGGCCUGGAUGCGGAGCUUUAUUAUGUGCGAGAUGAUGUGGUGAAUCAUUGUGCGCUCUCCUUCAUGCUGCCUGUACCCAGUGAGACCAACAGCUUACACUUCACAUGGCAUUCCAAGAAAAAGGUCGAAUACCAGCUUGGUUUCCAAGUGGAGAACCCUGUUGCUGUGAACCAGCCGCAGAGCAACAUCUCCAGCCAGGGCGAGGUUCCCAGCGUUCCCUCUGUCUUUAGAGUGGACCUCUUCUGUUCUGGCAAGGUCGAUGGAGAGGCUGUUUUGACAGUACAGCUUAGUCUGAGCGUCAGUGCCAACAACUACACAGUGCUCAACUUCAAGAGGAGGAAAAUGUGCUACAAAAGAAUAGAUUCAGACCAAAAGAUCCCCAUGUUCUCCAAUCAUAGCACACUUUCCAGGCCUGAAAUAGAUGGCGGGUCCACCCCCACCACCUCCACCCAGGUCUUCUACAUCAGUGUAAGCGUCUGCUGCAUUGUUAUCUUCCUUGUGGCCAUAAUCCUGGCUAUCCUACACCUGCACAGCAUGAAGAGAGUGGAGAUGGAGGACAGUGUGAGUGACAGUGGAAGUUCACAGGGCCUGUCUCAGCCGUCCACCCAGACCACACAGUACCUGAGGGCUGACACUCCAAAUAAUGCCACUCCUGUCACCAAUUCUAUCGGUUACCCAACUCUCCGCAUAGAGAAGAACGACCUGAGGAGCGUCACUCUAACAGAAGCCAAAGCCAAGGUGAAAGACAUUGCCAUUUCACGGGAGAGAGUCACCCUGAGAGAUGUCUUGCAUGAAGGCACAUUCGGUCGAAUCUUUCAUGGUGUGCUGUUGGAUGAAAAAGACCCCAGCAAGGAAAAGCAAGUUUUCGUGAAGACUGUGAAAGAUCAUGCAUCUGAGGUGCAGGUGACAAUGAUGUUGACUGAAAGUUGCAAGCUUCGUGGCCUUCACCAUCGGAACUUGCUGCCCAUUAGUCAUGUUUGUAUAGAGGAUGGAGAGAAGCCCAUGGUCCUGCUGCCGUUUAUGGCUUGGGGGAAUCUAAAGCUGUUUCUGCGUCAGUGUAAGCUGGCUGAGGCCAAUAACCCACAGGCGGUCUCUCAGCAAGACCUGGUUUAUAUGGCCAUCCAGAUCGCAUGCGGAAUGAGCUAUCUAGCUCGGAGAGAGGUCAUACACAAAGACCUCGCUGCCAGAAACUGUGUCAUUGACGACAACAUGCAGGUGAAGAUCACAGACAAUGCUCUUGCCCGUGACCUAUUUCCCAUGGAUUACCACUGUCUGGGGGAUAAUGAGAACAGACCUGUUCGCUGGAUGGCCCUGGAAAGCCUACUCAACAACGACUUCUCCAGUGCCAGUGAUGUGUGGGCCUUUGGCGUCACCCUGUGGGAACUGAUGACUCUGGGACAGACCCCCUAUGUCGACAUUGAUCCCUUCGAGAUGUCUGCUUACCUCAAGGAUGGCUACAGAAUAGCACAACCAAUCAAUUGUCCAGAUGAACUCUUUGCAGUAAUGGCGUGUUGCUGGGCUCUGGACCCCGAGGAGAGGCCAAAGUUUCAGCAGCUCGUGCAGUGCCUGACGGAGUUCCACGCGGCUUUAGGAGCGUAUGUGUGAAGGCGAGCAGCGACGCCAAGGCCGCAUGCCGGACCGCUUGUGAGGAGUGAAAUUGUGUCUUAUCACAGGAGAGCAACCUUGUACAGUUCUUUGGAGUUUUUAUCUAAUUACCUUUUUCCUGCACUGGUGUGACGGUUUUUUGCUGCAGCUGUAUUGUUUUAUAUGCUUUGACAAACGUUGUAAUUACAGCGCUGUCCCUUUGCCAAGACAGGAUCUCAGAGCGUCUUUUACAAAGACUCUUUGUGCCACUCAGACCUUUCUGACAGCCUGUCUUUACACACAGUAUUUUCUACACUUUCCUCAUUUACUCGAGCUGUGUGUAAAGUUUUUUGUUUGUUUGUUUUCAAGUAAUUCUGCAGCAGAAUGAUCAUAGGUACUGAAGCAGACUUGAGCACGUGGACAGAGUUUCUUCAGCUGGAGCCUGGUGCAGAUCUGGUUUUUAGUAUUUGUUCCUGGACCUCUUUGAAUGGUACUUAAUGGGUUUUUCUUUUCUACUGACUGGCUGUGAAAAUGAUGGCCUGAGGUGACACGGAGGCCACCGUCUGGAUCCUUCUAUGGACGAAUGCUGGACACCUUCUCUUCCUCCCUCCUACCUUUGUUUCCAGACAGGGUUUGUCAUCCUCUUCUGUUUUCUGAGCUUUGUUGCUCAUCAGAACAACUCUUUGGAAUGUUCACACCUCCUGAGGCUCAGCACUGCCAGUCUUCCUCUCACACCUCAGAUUUUAUGGUCACUGUAUGUUGAAUUACAGCUGUAAAGUGCUUCCUGUCUUCAUAUCCACAAAUUAAAUGGAGAUUUUUAAACA
Thalassophryne amazonica is the source of this 2995-nucleotide messenger RNA. RefSeq names its product receptor like tyrosine kinase (gene ryk). Gene Ontology annotation, cellular component: signaling receptor complex. Lineage: Eukaryota; Metazoa; Chordata; Actinopteri; Batrachoidiformes; Batrachoididae. Gene Ontology annotation, biological process: cell surface receptor protein tyrosine kinase signaling pathway; positive regulation of kinase activity; multicellular organism development. The coding region runs from base 399 to 2192 and encodes 597 amino acids. Gene Ontology annotation, molecular function: ATP binding; protein kinase activity. The record is from RefSeq and is a predicted model, not a curated record. The transcript has 16 exons.